AUGACCAUUUCAAGGAAGCGAAGCUACACCCCUCAACUGGCUGACGAAGGUACCAAAAGACCGAAACACGGUCUGGAGGAUUCUGAAGCCAUUGUACGCGGCAACUUCAUAGACUUAACGCUUGAAGACGAGGACCGAUGUGACAACACUCAUGUGGCAGGCGCCUUGGAAGCGACAACCUCCACCAGAGUUAAUGGCUCUUCUAUUGACCACACAAGCCGUCUUCCUCUCUCAUACCCUUCUCCUAUACUCUGCAUGCGCGCAACCGCCUCCGAUGAAGGACAACUCCCCAUCGGAUGUACUCCUGCGAGCCUCAUCUUUGAGCAUGAUGUGGUACGCGUUGUGACUGGAGCUGGUAAGCGCGUGGCGAUCCUCGUUGCCAAGGCGCUGUGGUCUUUGACCAACAAAUUCCCCGUCACGUUGCAGGCGACUAUCUGCGGCCGAAAACCGAAAUCAGCCGUCACUAAGAGUAGGUUGAACAAACGUACUACCAGCCAGCUCGCCACUACGCAGAUUAAGUAUUACUCGCUCCGAGUCUUUAUCUACGGUUUCCUUGGUCAAAAACAGCAGAUCGGUGAUUUUUUGGCCGGAAAGGAGUUGUUUUUGCAACAUCCUCACCCUUCGGAGAUGGAUAGCAGCGUAAAGUACUUAAAUCCCCAGUACUUGCUCCCACCUGGUAAGAAGGAUAUGCCUCCGCCCAGCCAGCUAUCAAUGUCGACGUGUUGCGCGGGUCGUGAAAGCGCGCUGGGCGAAGAGGAAACGGCGAAGAUAUACGAGAUUUUCGACACCGCCUCGGCUUCCAAGGGGAUACAGUUGAAUAUUGAACCGAGUAUGCGCCUCACAACGGCGCUGAAAAGGCAUCAAGUUGAGGCGCUGAUCUUUAUGGUGGAGAAGGAGACAGGGAUAUUCGAGAAUUCGCAAUUUCCAUCUAUUUGGCAACCGUUCCGAUGCCCCAGUGGGGAGAUUCGAUACCAGAAUAUAGUUACCAAGCUGUUCAGUAUGGAACGGCCUGCGCCCGUCGGGGGCGGGAUCUUGGCAGACGAUAUGGGGCUAGGGAAAACCCUGUCAAGCCUUGCGCUUGUCUGUAAUUCGCUCGAUCGGCACCAGAAAACUACCCUAGCCGGCGUCCCUAAGGGCACCCUAAUUGUCACGCCUAUGUCGACAAUUUCCGGAUGGGAGUCACAAAUUAAAAGGCAUAUCAAUCCGGAGCGGAUACGGUGGCUGACCUACCAUGGUCAUAAACGACACGAGCUGACUGGAAACCUGGACACGUACGAUGUUGUGUUGACUACCUACGACACGUUAAAUGUAGAAGGGGAAAAAGGCUUGUUGCACAACCACGAGUGGCAACGAAUAAUUCUUGACGAAGCCCAUCGAAUACGAAACUCAUCAUCCAAGACAUAUCGAAUUGUCUGCUCUCUGCAAGCCCAAUACCGAUGGUGUCUCACCGGCACGCCUAUCCAAAACCGCCUGGCCGAUUACGGUGCGCUACUGGAAUUCAUCCAAGCCCCCCCGUUCGAGUCUCGAGGUUCAUUUGAGAGGAUGAUAGUGGGUUCCAUAUCGGAGAAUAAACGCAGAAGCUUUGACCUUCUAAGAAAUGUGGUUACUGCAACUUGUUUACGGCGAACAAAAAGAAAUUCCGCCACAGAGCUCUGCUUGCCCCAGAAGACCGAGCUGGUCGAAAGAGUGCACAUGGAUAAAGAAGACAGGGAACCCUACGAGUUCUUCAAGCGCUAUUCCUUCCUCACGGCUGGGAAGGCAAUGUCGUCGCACAAAAGGACUGGUACCAACAUCCUUGUGCUAAUUGGUCUGCUCCGAUUGAUCUGCGAUCAUGGUGUGGCCCUUCUUCCCAAAGCUGCCCUCAUCGCGUGGCACGAACGCGAUGACACCUCCCUGACCUGGAGGACUCUGGAAUCUGAGACAAUCAAGUGUACGAUCUGUGCUCAGCCGGUCGAGGAAUAUCGCUCCGGUGAAUCCUUAGUGGAGGAAGCAGGCUGCGGACAUCCCAUUUGCGGUAUUUGUGCCACAGAAACUGAUAGCCAGCCACCAUGCCCUAAAUGUGAAGCAAAUGAGUGCCGCAGCUCAUCGCCGACUCCGACUAGUUUCACCCACCCUCUUUCAGUAGGGUAUGCUCCCUCGGCCAAGAUUAGGGCGCUCCUGCGUAACAUCACCAAAAGUCGGAGUAUCUCCGAUGAGAAGGGGGUCCAGACGAAAUUUGUGAUUUUCAGUUACUGGACCAAGAUGUUAGACCUCAUUGCGACCGCGCUCACCGAAAACCACCUGACAUUCCGGCGCAUUGAUGGACGAUCGUCUCUUAGCCAGCGCAAAGAAGCGCUGGGAGUUUUUGGAAGCGAUCCGCAGUGCAUAAUAAUGCUUGCAAGUAUUGGAGCAGCGGGCGAGGGGAUUGAUCUCACGGCGGCAAACUCCAUCCACAUUGUGGAGCCUCAGUGGAACCCGAUGGCCGAAGCACAAGCUAUCGACCGCGUUCAUCGCAUUGGACAAGAACGCGAUGUGGAAGUUGUGCGGUACAUCACAAGCGAGUCGAUCGAAUCGGAAGCCAUCCAGUAUGUUCAAUGGAUCCAAUCGGACAAACUCAGGUUGAUCAACAAAGCCCUUUCUCCUGCCGAACAAGGUGCUGAAAAGGUGACAGAGAAGCGGUGGAAAGUGAGUAUAUUUCAUUAUCUUCAUUCCCCCAUAGUCCUCAAAUCCCACCUUGCAGAAGCUGAUGUUAGCUCGAUAGAAAAUGCUGCAGUAUCUAGAAUAUAUGUUACCGAUGACCUACCACGACUACAUAGAUGUUGCUUAUCUGUAACCGGGCGAUACGGCAUUGUCAAUGAUUCUUGGGCGUCUCCUUAUCUUUCCCAUUCUUUAGGUUAUAUUCCAUAA
Messenger RNA from Aspergillus niger, 2886 nucleotides. RefSeq lists its product as uncharacterized. The coding region runs from base 1 to 2886 and encodes 961 amino acids. Gene Ontology annotation, molecular function: ATP binding; ATP-dependent chromatin remodeler activity. The record is from RefSeq and is a predicted model, not a curated record. The transcript is spliced from 12 exons. Lineage: Eukaryota; Fungi; Ascomycota; Eurotiomycetes; Eurotiales; Aspergillaceae.